UGAUAAUUUUUUAUCAUGUAAUUUUUGGAAAGUUAAUUUUAAAGGCUUGGCUGCAAUAAGCUGUCGAGAUCAAGAUGGAUGAAAUGUGGCCCGAUGACGACUAUUCGACCACAUCUGCCAGUCUGCCAUCACUGGACGCGGCCGUGCCGCGCAGAGGCGGUCUGUUGCGACUCUUCUCGAGCCGCGUCUCGGUGCGCUCCGGCGCCGACGUCUCUGAACCGCGCUCCCACCGACGCGCCAGCGACACCAGCUUGUGCCGUGGCUCGCCGCCCUCGUCCGCGACCGACUCGACCGAGGGCCGCAGCUACGUGGGCGUGCUGCGCCGCAUCAGCUCGAUCCUGGGAGCCGGCGGCCAGGGCGGGCCGGGCGACAGCGAACUGAAGCAGCACUGGCUGCCGGACGCCGUCAGCCGCGAGUGCUACGACUGCGGCGACAAGUUCACCACGUUCAGACGCCGCCACCACUGCCGCAUCUGCGGACAGAUUUUCUGCUCCCGCUGCUGUAACCAGGUGAUCCCGGGCAAGGUGCUCGGCUAUAGCGGUGACCUGCGCGUCUGCACCUACUGCUCCAAGGUGGUGAUGACCUACGUCCAGACCAUCACGUCCGGCGCAGACGCCGACGAGCAUGUGGACCAGAAUGCGGUGCUGGAGAAGGUACACGCGCACUUGGAAGCAGCGAACCAACUGAGCAGCGACAGAUCCAGCUCUCUUCCGCGGCUCAGCAAGAUGCACAGGAAAAAGUACAGUCUCGGCAUGACGGAUGCCAGUCUCCGUGACCAGGUUGAUCCGCACGAGAGCGUCUCUGACCCUCUGGAGCAGGAGCAGGAUCUGACCUACUUGACCACCUUGCUGCACAUGAUUACAAACCCUAUCCACGGCGUCGGGCUUGGCAACCACCGGCACCGGCUGAAAAACUACGGCGCCUGUCUGGUGGGCUCCGAAGUGGUGGACUGGAUGAUCUCGCAGCGGAAGGUGACGAGGCGUGCUCAGUCCGUGGCCAUCGGACAGCGUCUGGUUGACAUGAAACUGCUCGAAUGUGUCAGUCACAACACGACUGCUUUCCGAGACGACUACUGCCUGUAUCGGCCCUCGCCGGUAGCCAUGCGGCGUCCGGCACUUUCGGAGCCUGAGGAGCCCGACCUGGAGGAGCCCCACUGGCUCUCCCAGAUCGAGCUCAAGGAGAGCCACGGCGGUGGUGCAGCCACCGACGAGCCGGCCGGCGCGCCGCUGGCCCACUCUGGCUCCAUGUACGACAUCGAGCUAGAUGUGUCGGGCAGCGUGGCGUCCAUCUCGCGGGCGCAGCUGCUCCGCCAGAUGACACCGCCGGAGCCCGCCGCCGCCGCGCAGGGUCUUCACGAGGCGGCCACUGAGUAUCUGGACUCGGCAGCGACCGAGGCUGACCCACGGCGCCAGCAGGCCGACAAACGACUCUCUGCCGCUUUCGAGGCUCUCGAGUCGAGUCUGCUGAGUCAGCUGCUUGAUUCGGCCGGCCUGCCUGCCAAGUGGUAUGAGCCGAUACUUGAUUUGUCCCGCCAGUUGAGCCGGCUUGUGAAACCCGAUGUUCGCCAUGAGUGCGAUGACCUCGACGUUCGUCAGUUUGUCAAAAUAAAGCGCAUUCCUGGCGGCAAGCCUGCUGAAUCACAGAUCGUACAGGGCGUCGUCUGUCGGAAGAACAUUGUGCAUAACGACAUGCCAUCCCAACUGACGAAUCCGCAGAUCCUGCUCAUCAGCUGUCCAGUGUCUUACCAGCGUUACCAGGAUCGAGCUGUCUCCUUGGAGCCGAUGAUGAUGCAGGAGCGGGAGGUGCUGCGCAACAUCACUGCGCAGCUGUUGUCACUAGCGCCCGACCUGAUCGUCGUCGAGAAGCACGUCGACAGCAUGGCGCGCGACAUGCUGCGCGAGGCCGGUGUCACACUCGUCACCAACAUGAAAAGACAGGUGCUGGCGCGGAUCGCGCGCUGCACCCAGGCAGACGUGAUGGACCACGUGGAUGCCCGCCUGGCGGCGCCCGUGCUGGGCAUCUGCCACUCAUUCUACACUAAACAGUUCACCAUGGAGGGUGGCAGCAAGAAGACCUUCAUGUUCUUUGACGGCUGUGCAAGUCACCUGGGUUGUACGGUGCUGGUGCGUGGUGGUCACAUGAACCAGCUGAGACGUGUGAAGCACGUGCUGCGCUUCAUGGUAUCAGUGCAGUACAACUGGCUCCUGCAGAAGAGUUACCUGCGUGACUUGGUAUCUGUGCCACCGCCAUUCGGAAACCAAGUUCUGCUUGCUCAAGAUGAGGCACCAGAGGACUCGAGGGACAAGACCCGUGCCGGGAGUGUCUCCAAAACGAACGGGGCUAGCUCCCGGCCGCGCGCCUCUACCGCGCCGCCCGAUGUGGCGACGGUGGCCCCGGCGACAGGAGACGAGCGACUCCGCUCUCCGCGACGACCGGGCGAGAUGGUGACCGACUGCAGUGACCCGCUGCAGCGUCCGGCGCCAGCGCCGGUACCGGACACCAGCACGCCGGGGCUCAAGGUUGAGAUCCUGCCCGAUCGCAACAAGUUCCGAAAGUUGUUGGGCGACACGAUCGUGUGCUGUACGCCGUAUGCAAGGGUGGCCAUGCCGUACCUGGAAACGGAGGAGGGGAAGCGGAGUAGUCUGCGCCGCUUCUUCACAGCGAAUCUCUACUGGUCGGUUGAAUUUGACAAAGCCGAGAAGGCACGUCGCGCACACAUCCGCAAGGCCCCGAUCGAAACUCGGCCAGGUCCGACGUUGCUGCCUGAGCACGAGUUUGUGACGCGCUGCUUCACCCGCACGGUCGACGACGAUCAAAUGCAGGCGCUGCUGGCCGACUUCAGAGCGCGCGGCGGCCGGUGCCCGCGGGUAGAGCCAGUCGAGCCCAAUCAGGUGGAACCUGUCCAGGACCGGCUAGAGGACUGGGUGGUUCCCUGUGACGCGCUCAAUCCCAUCAACCACCAGAAGAUCGCCGUGCAGACGUACACCUACUCGAAGCUGCCGAGCGGCGUGUCGGUUGGCUGCUGUGACCCGCAUGUCAUGAUGGUCAUGUUCAAUGGCGACAGUGACACCACGCUGGGUACCUUCCUCGAGGCCGAAUGUUUCACACCAGCCUUCAAAUGCCUGAAGAAAGACUGUGUGGUGCCGCAGGAGGGACAUGUGCACCGCUUUCUCCAUGACAACAGCUGUGUGUCACUGCUCGUGUGGACCCUGCUCGAGCCGUGUCCCGACAAGCGCAUCUGGAUGUGGACGUGGUGCCGACAGUGUGAGCGCGGCUCGGCUGCCAGGCCCAUGACCGAAGACACGUGGACGUUAUCGUUCGGCAAGUUCCUGGAGACGUUCUUCCUGUGUGAACAGUACUCGUCGUUGGACGGCUGCUCGCACAGCCUAUUCCGGGAUCGCGCGCACUACUUCGCACUGCAGGACCGUGUCGCCGUCUUCAGUCACUCUCAGAUACAGCUGAACGACAUCGUGCUGCCGCAGCUGGACAUCACCGUUGAGCUGGGACCGCGAACCCAGCUCCGUCUGACCGAGGACCUGCAUGCACUCUCCGAGGGUGUGCAGCUCUUCAGUUCGAUCGUGGAGCGCUUGCUGUCUUUGCGUGCGGCGGCUGCCAGCGACGCCAAAGUGACUGAGGCGUUGCGGACCGCCCAGGAAGAGGUGGACGACGAGAAGCGGGCGUUCCGCACGCUGCUGACCGACAUCGAGACAAUGGUGGCGCCUCUGGUGGGGGAGGCCACUGACGGCGCGUGUCGUCUGGACGAGGACCGUGUGUUCGCCGCCUCCGACCGGGCCGUGCAGGCCAAACGGAUGAUGGCCGACACAGCGCACAAGUGGAAUACACGGCUGCAAGAGUUGGCUAAAGCAGUCAAAGCUAUUCCGCGACCGAAGGCGGAAGAAGUGACAGCGGAGGCAGAAAAGCCUCCGAAGAAACACUCUAACGAUGGGAAAGUGUUAGAGACCAGCACUUCCAGUCGGAAGAGCUCCAACGACCAAAAGUCCAGCUACGAUUCGAAGCAGAAGGAGGGCGCCGAUCCCGAGCCGGCGACCGAGGACGCGGCUGAUCUAUCGUCAGUCAGCAAAGUCAAGUCCAUCACUGUCGGCGGCAUCAAGGCGCUCAAGUCGCUGGCAUGGUCCAGUGGGGAGCUGGGAGAGCGGCUGACCUCUUCGCUCCCAGUCAAUGAGCACCAUCGGCUGCCGCCAACCGUGCCGCCGUCCUUCAUCUGCGGCGAAGACUUGGGCUCGAUCAUCGCCUACUGCAUGCUGACUCAGGAGUACAGCCGGCGACUGGCCGAGAUCCGGCAGCAGCUGGAGCGACCCGCCGACAGCGCCGAGGAGCCGGGCCCGGAGCGCAGCGGCCGCAUCUCCGAGUCGUCGACCGCCAACAGUGACGGUACUGGCGGCGCUGCUGAACGCGGCGAGCGCGGUGAAAAGUAUCUGGCCCAGUACCACAUCGACAUCAACAUGUCCGAGGACAACGCCAACUUCUACUGUCAGGUGCUGCUCGCCGAGCAUUUCCGCCGACUGCGCCAAGCUGUGUUCUCGGCCGGCGAGGAACGCUUCGUCCGCUGCCUCAUGCACUGUCAGCCGUGGAACGCCAAGGGAGGGAAGUCGGGAUCUACGUUCCACAAGUCUUGUGAUGAUCGCUUCGUCAUUAAGACCAUCUCCAAAGUCGAAAAGGAUCACUUUGUGCGCUUUGGCAUCCGCUACGUGGAAUACAUCUUGGACAGCCUGACGACCGGACGACCCUCUGUGCUCGCCAAAAUCCUGGGCGUGUUCCUGGUGGGUUACAAGAACAACGUCACUGGUCAGGCGAAGAAGUGUUACAUGGUCGUGAUGGAGAACCUUCUGUAUGGCCGGCAGAUCUCGCAGAAGUUCGACCUGAAGGGCUCUAUGCGAAACCGCCUGGCCGACACCAAGGACAAAUCCGAAGUGGUGCUGCUCGACCAGACAUGGUGA
Molecule: messenger RNA, 4958 nt
Organism: Amphibalanus amphitrite
Lineage: Eukaryota; Metazoa; Arthropoda; Thecostraca; Balanomorpha; Balanidae
Product: 1-phosphatidylinositol 3-phosphate 5-kinase-like
Exons: 2
Coding region: 75-4958 (1627 amino acids)
Biological process (GO): intracellular signal transduction; phosphatidylinositol metabolic process
Molecular function (GO): metal ion binding; 1-phosphatidylinositol-3-phosphate 5-kinase activity; ATP binding
Source: RefSeq, a predicted model, not a curated record